Molecule: messenger RNA, 2348 nt
Organism: Exophiala mesophila
Lineage: Eukaryota; Fungi; Ascomycota; Eurotiomycetes; Chaetothyriales; Herpotrichiellaceae
Exons: 1
Coding region: 336-1343 (335 amino acids)
Source: RefSeq, a predicted model, not a curated record
CCCUCUCGUGCCUCUCUCUUCGUUGUUGUAAUAUUAUGGAUCCUUCUUACCUUGUACCUCUUUGACUUCUUCCAUCCAUCUCAUCUAAUUGACUGCCCUAUUUGUACCUUGUAACUCCCCAGGUCUUUCCCACUACCUUCCCUCACCUAUACCUCUGGCACCCUCUCACCUCACUGCCACAUACAUACCACCAUUUCACCAUUGUCUACUAUAUCCCUUCUCUGGGAUCAACCUUGGUCGGUGGUGUCUUUCCUUGCCAUUGGUUCUACCUCAUCACCACCGUGCUGUGGGCCGUCUUCCUGAACAACAAGACCUCUUGUCUCAAUCUGGACCGCAUGUGGGUUCUCGAGACCACCAAGAUUCUCUACCCUCUCGACAAUAUGUCAUUCGCGACGUCGGAGCAGGCUCAACUUCCCACCCCCACUGACACCCCAAAACCCAUGGACCAAGAUGAGCCCUCACCCACCUCAUACCCUCAUCAUUCCACCACAUGGACACCAGUAGACUCUAUGACACCCAUCUCUACAAAUCCCUCCAAGAAGAGGUCACGCGACGACACAUCAUUUGACUUUGACACUGAUGGUUCAUACUUCACAUCCGCCGAUGCUCCAGCUCCAAUCCCCGAAGAAGAACCCAUUUAUGGCGAGGGUAUGGUUCUUCUUAACCCCAAGACAGGAAUGGGAGUUUCUGCCGAGAGCCAGACUGGUACUUGGUACGAACAGAAAGCAGAUGAACAGAUCUUGAAGGACGAAAUCGCCGCUGCCAACUUUCGACCAAAGCUACCUACCAGUCGCAAAUCAGUUCGUCUCUCCCAGAACUCCAUUCGCAUUCCUGCCGAUCUCACUGGGGGUUCGGCACCUGCCAGCCCACCCAAGACUGCAGUGGACCGACCUGAAUGUGACGAGGCCACUCUUGCUUUAGGUAUCGGUUGGACCAAGAUUUCCUCGGAGGACGAACCGAUUCAAGCCGCCGCCAGAGGUUGGGCCAAAUAUCUGGAAAACCAUUACUCCAGAUACAUUCACGGCGCUCAGAUUAUUUUAAAGAGCUCCGGCCUCAAUGCUUACUUGGUCAGUUGCCAGGAGGGCUACUAUCUAUUCAGUGAGGAUUUGCUCGAAGGCAAACUCGUGGGAAGAACAUGGGACACGUGCAUUCAAAACUUGAGGUCCUAUCCUAUGAAAUUUGAAGGCGAGCAGGUUCUCAAAGCAGAACGAACUCCAGGACCUGAAGCCGUCCAACCUCCAUCGUCCGAGAGAUCUCACAUGGAGAACUGGGCUGACUACAACCGACUACACAGUCCACGUCCUGUUGCCGUAGCCAAUGGCGGCGGCAUGGACGUCGACUGAUGAGUGCGCAAAAACACUACUAGACCUAAAAGUCCACAUGUCUGUUCUCAGCCCCAACGACCGCAAUCAUUCUGGGGAAUUGUGUGGCUAGCGGACACAAAGUGUGGUGAAUGGUGUGUGGUGGGCAUGGGUGGCUCAGCUACCUGUCUCGUCUCUGUGACAAUCUCCUAGUCCACAGCAUGCACCCCCGUCCCUCGCAAUGGAAGGAGCCACAUUCAUCCGGUCCAGGCAAUCGCAGGGCAUGCAGACAUGCAGAACCCAUGUAGGCAGGUGCAGUGGAUGCGGUUGCCUUGGAGUUGGUGGCCAGCGGUUACUGGCUCAUCCGCGGCUUGGGUGCUUUCUGCGGAACGGAAAAACCGGCACACCUGGACGUAACCGGCUAAUCCUCAUUGGGGCUCGUCCGUUCAAGCGAGAAGUUGCUCUGCUUGGCAACGGAGUUAUCACGUGUCGUGCCAGCCACCCAGCCAUAUUGUCGCCAUUCUGAAUUGCAAUCACGUGUGUGUGAGACGACGGCAAAGGACCGGAAAACCACAUCCCAAGUCCGAAAUUCGCUCGUCGCUAAUCACCUGACCGCCUGCUUCUACCAACAACGAGCUAGAGUAAAUCGCUCGACACGAUCAUUUCAAACACAUUCAAAACAAGCCAUCCCUGAUGAGGCCUACGCUACUUACUGUCCUUUGGCGAGUGCCGAUCUGAAUGAGGAUGGCCCGCCCUCAAAACCCACAUUCUUGCUCUUGUACGCAAUACACUACCUCUUUGUACAGUACUUUAUAAUCGUAGCGGUGAAUCUAGCCGCUAAACUGGGUAUAGUAGUAUUAAUAAUAUCAAAAGCAAUGGAAUGAGCAGCAGACCUGCUCGGAGUUCAGGAAAGCCAGGGUGGUUCUGACGCACGUGACACAAUGGACAUGCUAUGGAUGCUUGACUACCUUAGAAACCACUACACGUGCAAUGUUAAAAACCUAUAUAAAAUCCACCGUAGAAGAAACACUGUGGAAUUUCCAACCC